UGUCCCAUCCCUGGCACAAAAAAUGGACAUCAAGAUUCCGUUUAUUCUAGCCUUCGUCUUCCUCACCCUCCUCCUUCUCAGGCUCAUCCGUUGCUACGUCACAUCAUCACGCACAAAUCCAUCAGUGCUUCGCCUCCCACCGCGGCCAUGGCAGCUGCCGCUCAUCGGCAGCCUGCACCAUCUCCUCCUGUCGCGCUUUCGCGACCUGCCUCACCGGGCGCUGCGCGAGAUGUCCGGCACCUACGGGCCCCUCAUGCUGCUCCGCUUCGGGGAACUGCCCACGCUGGUGGUCUCCACCGCGGAGGCUGCCAGGGAGGUGAUGAGGACCCACGACCUCGCCUUCUGCAACCGCUACCUGGGCGCCACCCUCGAGGCCAUCACCUGCGGCGGCAACGACAUCUUCGGCUCCCCCUACAACGCGCAGUGGCGCGAGCUCCGCAAGCUGUGCAUGCUCGAGAUCUUCAGCCACCGGCGCGUGCUCUCGUUCCGGAGCAUCCGGGAGGACGAGGUGGCGAACCUCGUCCGCUCCAUCUCCGGGGAGUGCGGCGGCGGCGGCCGCCGGCCAGUCAACCUCACCGACGGGAUCUGCCGCAUGAUAAACGACGUCGCCGCGCGCACGGUCGUCGGCAACUGGUGCGGGUACCGAGACGAAUACAUGCGCGAGCUGGACGAAGUGGUGCGGCUUGUCGGCGGCGGUGGGUUCAACCUGGCGUACCUGUAUCCAUCCUCGCGGCUGGUGCGCCGGUUCAGCGCCGCCGUGAGGGACGCGAGAAGGUGCCAGAGGAACAUGUACCGGAUCAUCCAGAGCAUCGUCCAGGAGCGAGAAGCCAUGGCGACGCCAGAGGGAGACGAGGACCUUCUGGGUGUUCUCCGGAGGCUGCAGAGGGAAGGUGGCCUCAAGUUUGCUCUCACCAACGAGAUAGUCAGCACCGUCAUUUAUGAUAUUUUCUCUGCUGGGAGUGAAACAACAUCAACCGUUCUAGUAUGGGCAAUGUCAGAACUUGUUAAGAAUCCACAACUCAUGCAUAAGGCCCAGUCCGAGGUAAGGGAGACCUUCAAAGGACAAGACAAGAUAUCUGAAGGUGACUUGGUCAAGUUAAGAUAUGUACAAUUGGUGAUCAAGGAGACUUUACGGCUGCAUGGGCCAAUACCACUCUUGCCUCGAGAAUGUCGUGAGUCAUGUCAGGUUAUGGGUUACAACGUGCCAAAGGGAACCAAGGUGUUUGUGAAUGUUUGGGCAAUAGCAAGAGACAUGAAACUGUGGCAUGAUGCAGAGGUAUUCAGGCCAGAAAGAUUUGAAAAUGGUACUAUCGAUUUUAGGGGUAAUGACUUUGAGUUCACUCCGUUCGGGGCAGGCAGAAGAAUAUGUCCUGGUAUCACACUCGGAGUGGCCAACCUAGAGCUGGCACUUGCUAGCCUUCUUUACCAUUUUGAUUGGGAUCUGCCGGAUGACGUCAGUUUGGAAAAAUUUGAUAUGGCAGAGACCUUUGGUAUAGCGUUAAGAAAGAAGUCCAUGCUUUGGCUCAAGGCCAAACCUUACAAUAAUUCUAUGCUAAAUUAAUCAUGUGACCUGUGAUGUGAACUAUGUUCUUGUUGCUUCUUACUUUGUACUAGAAAGGGGUCGCAAAAGAUUGUACCAGAAAGAGUGUGAUUAUAAUAUCAAUCUGUACUGCAUGAUAAUAAAUAUAUGCAGAGUUUGUCC
This is a messenger RNA of Sorghum bicolor (sorghum), 1702 nucleotides long. Its product is annotated as ent-isokaurene C2-hydroxylase. Gene Ontology annotation, molecular function: oxidoreductase activity, acting on paired donors, with incorporation or reduction of molecular oxygen; monooxygenase activity; heme binding. NCBI's taxonomy places the organism in Eukaryota, Viridiplantae, Streptophyta, Magnoliopsida, Poales, Poaceae. The record is from RefSeq and is a predicted model, not a curated record. Bases 23 to 1561 code for a protein of 512 amino acids. The transcript has 2 exons.